UCCUAUUGGGUCAGCGCACGAGCCUCCAAGAUGGCGGCAGAGGCAACCUGCGGCUCGGGCGCGGCGAGUACCAAGUCUGUGGCAGAGGCAGCCCGAAAGAGCAACAUCACCAGUUUCCAGAGGAGGGGUCCUAAAGCCGGUGGGACUGAGAGCAGCGGCCCUCGAUUGGUGUCUAUUGCGGGCACUCGACCGUCGUUGCGGAAUGGACAACUGCUGGUAUCAACCGGGCUCCCCGCCCUGGACCAGCUCUUAGGUGGAGGUUUAGCUGUUGGAACCGUUCUUCUGAUUGAGGAGGAUAAAUAUGAUGUUUACUCAUCGUUGCUCUUCAAGUAUUUUCUGGCAGAAGGACUCAUCAAUGGGCAUGUUUUGUUGGUUGCAUCUGCUAAAGAAGACCCUGCUAACAUUUUACAGGAACUCCCUGCACCAUUACUUGAUGAUAAUUAUAAAAAAGAAUUUGAUGAAGAAGUUCGCGAUCAUCAAACACCAGAAACUAAUACUAAGAUGAAAAUAGCUUGGCGAUACCAGUUGUUACCCAAGAUGAAGACUGGACCAGUAUCAUCUUCAAGAUUUGGUCACUAUUAUGAUGUAUCAAAAAGGAUGCCACAAGAACUACUGGAGGCUUCAAAUUGUCAUGGAUUUUUUCUUCCACAAAAAAUGUCUUCAAAUCUUAAAGUAGAACCCUGUUCUUUGAUUCAUGGCUACACAAAGCUGCUUCAGUUCAUCCAGAACACCAUUUAUGAGGAAGGAUUUGAUGGAUCCAAUCCCCAGAAAAAACAGAAAAACAUUUUAAGAAUAGGAAUUCAGAAUCUUGGUUCACCUUUAUGGGGAGAUGACGUUUGCUGUACAGAAAACUGUAACAACAGUCACAGCCUUACCAAGUUCCUCUAUGUUCUCCGAGGUCUUCUAAGAACCUCUCUGUCAGCCUGUAUCAUCACAAUGCCAACACAUCUUAUCCAGAAUAAAGCAAUUAUUUCCCGUGUUACAAACUUGUCAGAUACAGUGGUUGGUCUGGAAUCUUUUAUUGGUUCUGAGAGAGAAACCAACCCAUUAUAUAAAGAUUAUCAUGGUUUGAUUCAUAUUCGGCAAAUUCCUCGGCUUAAUAACUUGAUUUGUGAUGAAUCAGAUGUCAAAGACUUAGCUUUUAAAUUAAAAAGGAAGCUAUUCACCAUUGAGUGGGUGCAAGACAACUACUUGAGACAAGAGAGGAACAUUUAUCCUCCAGGCUUCUCAUACUUACUCAAGCAGAAAGACUCUGCAUGGGGAGAAGGUUCUUUACAGCAUUCCACAUUUUUAAUGAGCUUCCUUGCAAAGGCGACUACAUUUGCCUCCAGACUUGUCAGACACAGUGAGCCGCUCAAGCAAACAGGAUCUGGCAGAAUCCGCCAAGCUGCUGGGCCCAGGCUGUGGCAUGAUGGCCGGAGGCAAGAAGCACCUGGACUUCUAGGGAUUCCUCCUUAGUCUUUGCAUGCAGAAUUAUGUGACACUCUAAUUAUGAUUGCUAAUAGCUUAUGUAAAUAUUUUUCUUAAUGAUUUGACCCUCCAGUCCUUAAAAAACACAGUGAAGAUUUCAAAAGGGGGCCACCAUUCUCCUUUUUUUAACCAACUAUUUGUACAGACAUAAUACAAUAGAAAUACUUCUAUUUUGGAAUUUUGUUUUUGCUAUGUUCAGAGAAAAUAGAUCAUUUAUUUUUAAUAAAUGGGGGGAAGGUCAAAAAAAUCAAAAUACAGUGGUCAUUAGGGUACUUGUGCUAAGGCACUUAGAAUCAUGGGAAAGCACAUGUUAUAGCAGGCAGCAUGUGAAACAUGAAAUUCAAGUUAUAUUCAAAAACAUUUUGUCUUUACUUCUGAAAAAGUCACUUGCCCCCAAAAAUGCUAAGGUUUUUUUUUUUUUUUUUGGUAAGAAAAUUUUGUUUGCAAAUCUAUGAAAUAAAUUCACAUUUAUGUAUCCUAUUAUAAAAAUGAUGAAGACAAAAUAAUAUUUGGGGAUUCAGACUCUGUUUAAGAUACUUAGUGUGCCAUAGUAGUUAAUAAAUAUAAAGAACUUGAAUGAUAGAAAGAAUAGAAAAAGAAGUUGAUGGUCUUCUGUUUAAUAAUCCUAAACAAUUGAAAUCAGCACUAUGAAAUGGUGUCAACAGACAUAAUUCAGGAUUGAAAUUCAAACUGACAGCUAUGGUAAUUCUAGGACAGUGGGGGAAACACGUAUUGAAGCUUGGUGAGAGAUUUUUGCAGUCUAGGUCUGAGACAAAGGGGAAAAUGAGAUGAAAAUUUCCAUUGCAUCACGUCAACCCUUUGUUAAUUAUGAACAUUGGGUGAAUAUGUGAAUUUUUAACUAUAAAAACAUGUCUUUUGGGAAUAUAGCACUUUGCACCAGUUUUCACAUAAAACACAAGGUUUUUUUGAAUCAUAGUUGCACAUUCUCAAAGCUAAAUAUCAUAGAUUAAAAGUUAAAAUGUAACUUACAUAUUUAAGUAAAGCAUCUCAAUUUUUAAAAAGACAUUUAACAUUCCAUUAGGAGAGACUGGAUUUCCAAAAUACAUUUUCAAUUAUAUUAGAAUAUUUUGAAGCAGUUAUAACUAGCAUUUUCAAACAGUUUGCUUUUAAUAUACUGCAAAUUAUACUUUAUUUGCUCUUGACAACAUUGUAGAAAACAAAGACUAGGUUUUUAAAACUGUCUAACCAAUAUGAUGAAUGUCAGUCACUUAAAAAAAAAAACCACUGUAGCAUAAACACAUACUGUAUACAGCUUUUAUUCAGAAUUAGAAUAAUUGAAUCAAUGACAGUGAUUUGCCAGGAUGUCAAAUCUCUCCAUCAUAUCCUGUCACUACCAGUUUAUUUUUUGUGAUCAAAAUCAAAAAGACAACUAUUUUGUCACCCGCUAUUUCAUUAGUACUAAAAAAUUGGGUUUAUUCUUCUAUUUUUUUUAGAAUGUCUGGUUUAUUUUUUUAUCUCUUUUAAUUCUAAAGACACAAAUUCUUCCCCAUUUUCUUUUCAAAAUAAAGUUUCAGAAUUGAUCUGUCAGUUAAAAUUAAAGGGCUUUUAUAUUAAGCAAGGGUGCUUUUAAGAUUUAAAGCAACUUCAAAAAAUCAAUUUAGUCCAUAGAUAAUAAAUAAUGUUAUGCAGAUAUUCCACAAAAGCUUUGCUGUGUCCUUUGAAUGCAUCAUGAACAAAGUGAAUAAAUUCAAAUGAAUAUUUUA
Marmota monax (woodchuck) is the source of this 3194-nucleotide messenger RNA. It is a transcript of the gene Elp4, whose product is annotated as elongator acetyltransferase complex subunit 4. NCBI's taxonomy places the organism in Eukaryota, Metazoa, Chordata, Mammalia, Rodentia, Sciuridae. Gene Ontology annotation, cellular component: elongator holoenzyme complex; cytoplasm; transcription elongation factor complex. The transcript is spliced from 11 exons. Gene Ontology annotation, biological process: tRNA wobble uridine modification. The record is from RefSeq and is a predicted model, not a curated record. The coding region runs from base 31 to 1458 and encodes 475 amino acids.